GGAAUAGACACAGACACUGAUUGGGUCAUGCUGAAAACAUUCCUGUCCUAUGAAGCAAGUCUGUUUGUAUUUUAGGUUUGCCAGGACUAAUGAAUUAAAAAUCUUGGGCUCGCCACAGUUUGCUGCUUAAUAAUGCCUGUGACAGAAGGAUUUUUUCCUCCCUGAAGCGUGACAGCAUCAUAAUCCCUCGUCACUGGCAAAGAGAGGAAGGAAAAGCGGAAUUGUGGAGAAAAGCGGAAAAGGGUGAUCUUUUGGGACAGCAAAGUCUAUGGGAAGUGCAGGUAGCAGCAUGUUGCCCUGACAGCUGUCUCAGCUUCUCAGACCGUGUCAGUUUGUUGCUAUGCAGCAGGUGCAGCCUUUUCUUUUAUUGAAGCUUUACUCCAUAAAGGCAACGACAAGCCAAGGCAGUGGCUGGCCCUGGAUUAUACAAGUGCAGACACUCCGCUAAGUGAGGGUUUCAUCUCAGUAAAACCACUUUUUGGAGUUGGUGGUCUCAGAAGAAAGACUGAGGACUGAAUAAGGUCCCAAUCCGGGAGUCAAGCCCAUGCAGACAGACCCCUACACCUGCACAGAGUUCCACUGAAGAAUCACCACCAAGAACCAGGCAGCAUUGCCACGAGUCAAGGCUUGCUGAAGGGGCAAUGGCGGGGAGCAAGCAGCUGGAACAAACAAGUAAAAGCAUUGACUCAAGUGCCCACAUGAUCACCACCGCCAGGGUACCUGCUGAUAAGCCAGUACGAAUUGCCUUCAGCCUGAAUGACUCCCCAGACGAUGCUUCCUCUGAAAACUUUCCCUUGGCAUUUCCAGAUCUAGAUCAGCAGCUGCAGCCACUGCCUCCUUGUCAUGACUCUAAGGAAUCUAUGCAGGUGUACAAACAGCACUGCAAAAUAGCAGAAGAGUACCAUGAGGUCAAGAAAGAAAUUGCUCUGCUGGAAGAAAGAAAAAAGGAGCUGAUUGCCAGGCUGGAACAAGUGGAAAAAGAAAGCAUGGAUGCUGCUCAGCUGGCUAAGGAGUACGCAGAACUGACAGAGGAGAACCGAACACUGAAGCUGGCCCAGACACAGUGUGUAGAGCAACUGGAAAAGCUCAGAAUACAGUACCAAAAAAGACAGGGGUCCUCAUAACUCUCAACUAGCUUAUGUGAGGCAGUUAAUACAGGAUUGGUCCUGUGCUGUAAGAGAUUUUAAAAUAAAGGUCUGUUUAAUAUGUUAUAAUACUUUACUACAGAUACAGAGUAUGUAGAAGUCUAUAUUUGAUUUAAUGCUUGCCAGCCAGUAGCUUAAUAUAAUGGAUAUUUCAUCCAUUAUAUAAUGGAUAUUUUAUUUCAAGUAACAUAAUUGAAGUUAAUCUAUCCCCAUUAUAUGUUCUAGUAGAUCAGGUUUCUUUUCUAAACAUAUUUCUUCCAAUUUAAGAAGAUAUGGACACACCAGAAAAUGAUAUAAAUAGUCUCUGUGUUGGGAAUUUGGACCAUACUAAGGCAUACAGCAGGGACAUUGUUAAUAUAUGGAAUACAUCUAUGUUAAUUUUAGUUUGGAGAAGAUUUUUUUAAUUAUUUUCCUCAUGCCUAAAGUGUUUGGAAGUUAUCUUGAAACAGAUCUCCUCAUGGGUAAAAACUACUCUAUUAUACCAUGUCAACUUUACACUGUUGUAUAAAAUCUGACAAAUUGCACGCUGAAAAUUGAAGUAACAUAAUUACUUUUUAUCAAACAAGUGGACUGCCAGUAAUAAUUUGCAAGUUAUGAAAUUAAAAGGAAAUGGAUGAGAUCAAACUUUCCUUCCUCAAGUGUAAAGAUAGCUUGAGAGUCCUUUUAUUGUACUUUUUGGCAUGCAAGAAAUGAAAAAUUAAUAUAUGAAUACUACCAUCAUAGUUCCAACUGAGAGUAUGUCAGUGAAAGUACUGUGAGGAUAUUUUGUUCUUAUUUUCCUGUCUGUUUUGAAACAUAAGUGGCUGUAAGUAGGGACAGGAGUUCUGUGAUAUACAAAUAACCUGGAAGUAAAAUAUUAGUUGUACUUGCUCUAUUUAUCCCUGUAUUUUCCUAGAUCAGUUGAAAAUCCUUUGUUAUACUUCCAUUUCUGUUCAUACAGUAUUUUUUUCAUUAAAAACAGAUAUAGAAAAGCC
Molecule: messenger RNA, 2119 nt
Organism: Columba livia (rock pigeon)
Lineage: Eukaryota; Metazoa; Chordata; Aves; Columbiformes; Columbidae
Gene: MAP3K7CL
Product: MAP3K7 C-terminal like
Exons: 7
Coding region: 642-1124 (160 amino acids)
Cellular component (GO): nucleus; cytosol
Source: RefSeq, a predicted model, not a curated record